Chinchilla lanigera (long-tailed chinchilla) is the source of this 15192-nucleotide messenger RNA. RefSeq names its product dynein heavy chain domain 1 (gene Dnhd1). Bases 195 to 15158 code for a protein of 4987 amino acids. Gene Ontology annotation, cellular component: dynein complex. Gene Ontology annotation, molecular function: dynein intermediate chain binding; ATP binding; minus-end-directed microtubule motor activity. NCBI's taxonomy places the organism in Eukaryota, Metazoa, Chordata, Mammalia, Rodentia, Chinchillidae. Gene Ontology annotation, biological process: microtubule-based movement. The record is from RefSeq and is a predicted model, not a curated record. The transcript has 44 exons.
UGUCUUACCAUAUAUUCGGGCUUCGUUCUGGGAGGCGGGGGCAACGGAUGUGUUCCAGGGGCCGGGGGUAGGGGGGAGUCCCGAGGGCAAACCUCGUUGGCACCUGGAACCAGCUUAGCCAGGGAACAGAUAAACAGUCACACGGCUGGCACCUGCUCUAAUCGCCUCAGAGCGUGUCAUUCUUUUCAGACCCGAUGGGGCGCUGUGGCCUCUUCCUGCCGGGCAGGCUGGGCUCGCCCCUCCAGGCCCCGCCCCGCGCGACCCCUCCCCCGCCCCUGCCCCGCGGCCGCGGCUCCGCGCCCAGGCUCGGGACCUCCAGGUCCCUCAACCGUUCUAACAGCUGGGAUCCCUGGAGCUGCCGGCCUCGGCCUACGAUCUGCUUCCUUUGGUUCCCCGGCACCGGCGUUGCCCCUGCCCCCAGGAAGGCGCCCUCCCACGGGCUACCACGGAGCGCCCCCUCCGUCCUCCUCCUGCGGCCCGCUCCUUUGCCCCUUGUCCCUCUAGGUUCCAUCGCGUCCCGGCCACCGGCGCUCACCAGCCCCCACUCUGAAGCUUCCUCGCCGCGACCGAGGUUCUCCGGGCGCUGCCAGAUGAAACGUCAUCCGCAGAGCUGGCUGUCUUCGCGUCCCUUGCCUCCCAUACCCCCUAGGCCAGGGCUGGGCCGCGCAGGUGAAGCCCCAAAGCAGAGAGCCUGGAACUGGCAGUUGGAGCCUGAACUGUGGGCAAAAUCGCUUCGACAGCAGCUGAAUGUCCAGCUCCUCUCUGCCCUGGAGGAGAAGAGGGCAGGUUUGUCUCUCGAGGCAGUAUCAUCGGAUUCCCUUGAGUCUUGGCACUCUGUAUGUAGCCUGGACAGCUCAAGACCUGGGCCUUGGCCCUUCCAGACGAAACAGAGGAAAGUCCUCACAGCAGCACCUGACUUAGAGCGGCCGAGGGCGCUGCAGCUACUGCUAGCUGAGCUCCAAACUCUGUUCUCCGCUGUGCUGCAGGACCGCAGCCCGGCCGCUUGGCGCUACCUGCAUGCGGUGCUGGGUCUCCUGCCUCCGUAUCGUGAGUUGCUAGUCGGGCACCUUGAUUUGCUGCCCUUCCUGGAGCAGCUGUAUUGCUGGGCUCCCUGGGUCCAAACCCAUCUCCAGCUGGACCUGCUAGAUGCCAUCGACCACGCCUUGCCCCCAGACAGCUCUUUGUCGCACAGUGCCUCCCAUGCUGACUGCCAUCCCCAGAAGAAGAGGUUCCAUCGAGGGCCACCGUGCCCACCCUGCCCUUUUGUGCAGACCCGGUGGGGUGGGCAGCAAGUAAAGCAGGAACUGGCCACGUGGCUGCGACCGCUGACACUGCCUGAGCUGCAGCACUGCCUGGGCAUUGUCGGUGCGGAGGUGGCCCUAGAAGAGGCCCAGUGGUUGGGCAGUCUCAGUCUCCUGCCCUUGGCACUGGCUACAGACAUCCCUGUGCAGUAUAAAAGCAGCGACGCUAACAGCGUAGACGAGGAGCCUGUUGGAAGCAAAGACGCUAAGCCUCAGUUGGACUAUGAAGUUUCUGGGGAGAAACCCUUCCAAAAGAGAAGUAGUAGCUUCUCGUCGGAGACUUUCUUCUCUGGUAGCGAGGUGUUGAGCAUUCUGGAUAUGGAGAGAUACCGGAAUAAGAUCCACUUCCUCUACCUCAAUGUGGCUCCCAGUCGGUACUUUAGGCCGUACAAUCUGGUGGUGGUGCCCGCAAAAAGUGUGAAUCCUGAGCACUACAUCUUCUCUCCCUUUGGGAUCCUGCAUGUACAUCCCGUGGAGGGCAAUGAGGCUUUGACGCUGGGUGCCUGGCACCACCAGUGUAUUCUCUGGCAGCAGCUCCAGCUCAUUCCAUUCUUUAAGUAUUGCCUUGUACGCAAGGCCUUCGCCUGCUGGAGGAAGAGCGUAAGGUGGCAGGGGCUGUGUCGGCUCCGGACUUUCCUCGGGAACCAUCUGCUCUCAGCUGUGCCCCAUUUUGGAGCUGGGCUUCUCCAUAUUAACAGGCUUCUGCAGGAGCUACACUCUGUGUCCUGGCUACCCCAGGAGCCGGAUCGGUGCUAUGAGCUACUGGAUCUGAAGAAGGCUCUAUUCAAGGAGAGAAGGAAGGCUCUGCAGUUACUCCGCCGCUGUCUGAACCUCUGUACAUCUAUUCUUCAGCUGAUCCACGAGGACACGUACCACAUGCAGCAGGGCCUGCAGGAGCGAGUGCAGAACAGCCACAGGAUCAGGACGGGCCAGGGCUCCAUCUACCUGCUCAAGGUGCAGCGCCAGCAGCUGGAGCAGAAGCUGAAGCAGGCAGAGACCUGGUUGCUGCAGUUGGGAAAGUUUGCCCGCCUGGUCAGCUACAUGAUCUGUCAGAACCUUGUUACGAUCCUGGAAGACGAAAUAACCUCCUUUGUGGCCAACAGCCUGCAAGCUCCAAGGCAGAAACCCUUUCUUUCAUCACAGCUGGUAUGUGGUGAGGGUUGCCAGCUCUCCCCUAUGCCCAGUAUUGAAAGUAUGACCGAAAUUCUGUCUGAGGGCCUCCAUUCCACCAAGGCGUCUGCCCUGAAGCUAAUGCAGUCUGCUGACCUGAAGACCUUGAGGGGUUCCCUGUAUUUUGAAGGUGCUCCACCAGCAGAAGAUGAAGAGGACAACUUGGACUCAGAGCUCCUGACGCCCAAGUUUCAGGGCCAGCCCAGCCAUGCUGUUCGCAUCUUCUGUGGCCCAAACGUAGGACUGCUGUGGCCCUGGAAGUCUCACCCAAUUACUGAUAUCCUAGAGGUCCGUGGGUCCCGGCUUCGGGGCCAGUACUUGCCGCCCAAUUAUCAUCAGCUUCAGGAGGAUUUGGAUAACAACCUUGGAAUCCAGGAGGCCCUGACUACACAGCAGGCACUGCUGGAGGGCAUGACGCAGGAGGUGCAGGAGUUCUGCAGGGAGCAUCGCUGGAUAACAGAGGUUUAUGAGUUCCUGCAAGCCUGGGGGCCUCAGAAGCUGGAAGACAUGCGAGGGUGUCCCGUCGCGAGCUACGUCACGCUGGUGAGCCAGCUGAGCGCUUGGCAGGCCCACGUCUCCAAUAUGCCGGUGCAGCUUCUCACGAAAGGCAGUCUCCUGCUGCUGAGCUGCAGGGAGGUGCAGGCGGAAUUGGAGUCCAAGCUGGACAGCAUGAAGGAGGAUAUUCUUACACAGGUGCAGAAUGAAUGCUGGAGCCGCAGUCAGCAACUAAUGACAGAGCUCACGGGUUUCAUACAGGUCUUCCAAACCAUCAGUACGGACAUUCAUUCCAUUGCACUGUGCUCCCAGAAGGUGAAUGAAGCCAACGAGGAGUUCAUUCAGCUGGAGGAGCGAAUAGAAUACAUCCGGUCCCUCCAUGAGUUCAUCCGCAACUACUUUAACAUCUUCAGUGCUGAGAAUGAGGCACUGGAUAACUCGCUUCUGGAUAUGUGGGAGGCAUUUCAGUUUGAGAAAACGCAGGCCUCCGAGUAUCUGCUCAGCAAGCAGUAUGCCAUCGUGCCCAAGCUGCAGCAGCUGAUGGCAGCAGCACUGGCCGAGCUGGAAGGCCUGCUUAAGAAGGCCCUGUCUGGUCCCUUCAUGGACCCCACGCAAGAGCAGAAGAGCACCGAGAGCAAGCUCAUCUCCAUGGAGCAUCAGUUCGAGAACACAGCCAGGCACCUCGGUGAACUACACCAUGCCUACGUCACCUUUACGGGAGAUGAGAGCCCCGUGCCCCUGCCAGUCUGUGGGACCCGUCCUAUCGUGCUGCAGCAACACAUCUGGCACCUGUACCGAACCAUCUCUGAAACGUUCAGCGAAUGGAAGUGCAUCGCGUUUGUCAAGUUCAGCCUGUCUGUGGCCCAGGAGAAGACAGAUGGCUGGCUGACAGAGGCGGCGCGGAUGAGCACAACUCUAGGGGUGCACAGCCCCGUGCUGCAACGCUGCAUGCGCAUGCUGGAAGAGUUCCGAGGCUACCUGCCCUUGCUCACCAAGCUGGGCAGCUCCCAGAGGCAGAACCUUAACUAUCAAUCCCUCAUGAGGGCCUUAGGGCUAAGCAAUCUCCAAAGUAUGGAACUCCUGACACUGGGUCAGCUGCUCACUUGUCCAUUGCUGGAGUUUGCAGAUCGAAUCAAUCAGGUCUGGCAGUGUGACAAUGAACGAACGCGUGCCCAAGAGAGCCUACAACAGCUGCAGCAGGACUGGGAAGUGCGCCAGCUGCGCCUGCUCAACUUUAUCCUGUACGUACCUUACGAGUCCUCAGCCUCUGAACACUCCAAGAAGCAGACGGUCCCCAGCCCCCAGUGGAAAGCAGUGGGCAAGGACAGUGGCACCUUCAUCCUCUCAGACUACGGCAGCUUACAAGAUUCCAUCCAGAAAAGUCUUCAGUCAUUGUUCAAGGUCCUGGCCAUCCAAAAGUCAGGAGACUUAUACAAAAUGGCACUGGAGUGGAUGACCAUCAUGCAAAGCCUGGGUGCCCUGCUGGAGCUGUGGAUGUCUUUUCAGCAGAAAUGGAUUUUUCUGAAUAAAGUUCUAUAUGAGAUGAAGAUCCAGUUUCCUAGUGCUGAGCUGUACACUCGUUUCAAGGCUGUGGACGAUCAGUAUCGGGUGCUGAUGCGCAUCUCUGUAGCUGACCCUCUGGUUCUGUCACUUAUACUGCCCAGUGCCAAGAGAAGCCCUUACUUUCAAGGUCAGCAGCUACAACAGCAGCUGCAAGCAGGAUCAGUGGAGCUGGAGGGCAUUAUCAUGGCUCUGGAGACUGUGCUGUAUGGGGUGUGUGCCCACUUCCCCCGCCUCUUCUUCCUCAGUGACAGCGAGCUGGUGGCCCUGCUCGCUGCCCCUCUAGAGCCUUGUGAGGCUGAGCUGUGGGCACAUCGCUGCUUUCCUCCCAUGCAUGCUGUGAGCUUCAAGUCCAGCCCAAGCGAUGAGAAAAACAUGGAUGACCAAGAGUCAAGCUCAAGCAGACAGACUCAGGUGGAGGCACUUGCUGUGCUAGGGGAAGGAGGGGAGGUGGUGAAGCUGCAGGGACCCCUUCUUUUGUAUCCAGAUCUCCCCAAGUGGCUGGCCUCUCUGGAGAACUGUCUGCACUUGGCACUUGUGUGCAUGUUGCAGGACUGUGUGGCGGCCCGUCUUGAAGUGAGACCUUCCAUAGGUGAGACCUUUAAGAAGUUGCCUGAGCAAAGCCAGUCGGCCCUACAUCCAAAUAUUCAGCACUGGCUAGAUUUAGUCCAGGCCUUCCCAUGGCAAUGUGUAAUGGUAGCAGAGGAGGUGGUGUGGCGGGUUGAGAUGGAGGAGGCUCUGCUUGAGUUGGGGACCCUGGCCACAACCCCCAGGCAUAUACACAAGCUUGAGGUACUGGUGCAAUUUAUGCGAGCUCAGAGGAGCUCCCAAGGAGGGCAGCCCCUACUCUCUGUCCGCCAGGCCAGCCUUCUCAGCGCUCUGCUGGUCAUGGCAGUGACUCACCGGGAUAUAGCACAGCUGCUGGAGAAGCACCAGGUCAGUGAUCUGACAGACUUCCACUGGGCUCGCCAACUCAAGUAUCACCUGGGCUCACCUCACUUGAUCCCCGAAAGCCCUCUGCAGAGCCUUAAGACUGUUGUAUCCACUGAGCCUUCCCUGACACCAGCUGCAUGCUGGAUAGAUGUGCUGGGUAGGUCCUUCCUAUAUAAUUAUGAGUACCUGGGUCCCAGACUGGGGCCUCUACCCAGCCUGCUGCUUGAGCGGCCAGUGCUGGUUCUGUUAUUGGCCCUGGAGGAGGUGGCCUGUGGGACCUUAGUGGGCCCCGAUGGUGUGGGCAAGACAAGUAUGGUGAAUAGCCUGGCACGGGCUCUGGGCCGCCAGCUGGUGAUGAUGCCAUGCUUGCCUCAGAUACAGGCCCGAUGCCUGAGCAACUACUUGCUUGGUGCCCUGCAGGGCGGAGCCUGGCUGUUGUUGGAGGGAGUUGAGCACCUACCUCCCGGCUUGCUCUCUGCCCUAGGCCAGCGCUUGGCUGAACUGCGCUGCCUCUGUGCCCCACUGUACCAGGAGGCUUCCCAAAGCAUCAGCACCAUAGACCCCACCAAACCCCAGAUCCUUGGCAGUGGCUCGUUUGAGAAACAUCAUGUGUCCGUGCGCCUCGGCUAUGGCUGCCUCCUGACACUGCGGGCCCUGAGCCCUGCUGUGCCUGCCAACUUGCAUCUGCUUCUGCGGCCUGUGGCACUGGCACUGCCUGAUCUGCAGCAAGUGGCAGAGCUGACUCUGCUUGGUGCAGGCAUGCAGGAUGCCUCUAGAAUGGCUACCCGCCUAUGUAAGUUCUUCUCCCUAGAGAGUGAGCUGGUGUCCGGGCCCGUGCCUUGCCGCUUGCCACUGCUCAAGCAGAUACUGGAAGAGACAAUACAGACACUAAGUGUGACCAAGAAGGAGGAGGGAGAGGAGGAGGAGGAGGAAUUCAAGCCCCAGGAUUCUAGCAGCCUAGUUGGCAUUGAGGAGGCUGCCUUACUACGUGCUCUGCUGCACUCAUCCCUGUUCAGCAGCCUGGAUGGGCUCCGCCUGCACCACCUCCGAGAGCUGCUCCGCGGGAUUUUCCCUACUGCUGUCCAGGUGCUGGCAGAGCCUAUGACCCGUAGGAGGAUGAAGUCACUGGUGGUAGAGGAACUGCAACAGGUAGAUCUGCAUCCAAGCCCUGACCUUAUGGGGUCUCUGGAGCAGCUCAGCGAGGCCCUCAACUGGGCCUCAGGCAUUGUGCUCCUGGGUCCUGCCGGGAGUGGCAAAACUACUUGUUGGCACAGCUUAUUUAAGAUCCAGAAUCGGCUGGCAGCCCUGGAGAAAACCUCAACCCAGAGGUACCAGUCUGUGGAAAUCACUCACAUGUACCCCAGUGUGCUUAGCUCCCAGGAAUUCCUGGGAUGGCUAGAGGGCUCCCACUGGCACUGUGGUAUCUUUCCCAGGGUACUUCGUGCUGCCCUUCACUAUAGGAGCACGGGCCCGAAGGAGCAGGCUGAGGAACCGCUGAGGAUCCAGCAUUGGGUAGUAUGCGAUGGGGCCUCCAGUGCGGCUUGGCUGGACUCCAUCACUUGCCUUCUGAGUGACCCCCCUCAACUCAGCCUCCCCAACGGGCAACAGAUAGCACGACCCCCAGGUACCUUUCUUUUGAUGGAGUUAGCAGAUGCAACAGGUAUGUCCCCUAUGUUGGUGAGCCAUUGUGCUCUAGUCUGGUGCAGUGGGGAGCAGACAUGGCACAGCAUGCUUAGCACCCUGAUGGCAGCCCUUCCCCAUGAGUACCACCUGCCACCCCAUACGGUCGCUGCGCUCAACCAGCUGGUUGAUGGUCUGGUGCCUGCAACGUUCCGAUUCCUCACUCGCAAGGGUGCUAGUUCUCUGCUGCAGGUACAUGGGCAUCAGGCUGUUUGCCCAGGAGUGGCUGAAGUCACCAGCUUGGGCCGCAUCUUGCGCGGUCUGCUUGACCUCCAUCUUCACCUAGAUGAGGAGAAGAAGGCACAAGAUCUAGAGGACUCCAGCCUCAAGGCUUCAAAAAGCAGCUAUGCAAACUGGCCCAAGGCUGACAGUGAUGAUGGGCCAAAUCAGGACAGGGAGCAUCUGCUCACUCUCAGCAGCUUUCUUUUUGCCCUGAUUUGGGGCUUUGGAGCCCACCUUCCUUCUAGGUCUUGGCCCUUUUUUGAUGUCUUCAUAAGGAGUUCUAUCGGUUCCCUCUCCAACUAUCCUGAGCUACCACCCAUAGCUUUAGUGUUUGAGCUACAUGUGAACCCUGAAGAUGGGACAUUGGUCCCCUUCACUGGCCACUAUCUGAGCAGCCGCAUCAGGGGAACUCUGGGUACCUUCCACCCUUCUACUCAGACCGAACGGCUCUUGUAUGUGGUAGACCUGCUUCUGUCGAGGGGGCAGCCAGUGCUGCUGGCUGGAGAGGAAGCAACGGGGAAGUCAGCCUUUGUGGAGGCGCUAGUGGAGCCAAGCCAUCCUUACAUAUACAGCCCUGUCCACCCUGCCUUCUGUUCUACCCACUUUCGCCUCCUGCUAAGCAGAGGAGUCCAGGACCAAGCACAAGCCAGUCCAUGGUCUGCACAUCACCAGGAUCCCAAAGGUUCCCUCCUCUUCCUGCUGGAGGAUUUGCAUUUGGCUUCUUCUGAUGCGGAGAAGAGCUGCCAGCCAGUGCUGGAGACUCUGCGACAGGCCAUGGACGGUACCGUGUAUGCCCACAGCACACUGGAACUGCAGACACUGCAGCCUACGGUUAACUUCCUUGCCACUACCACAGUGCCAGGAGGCUGUGGGCACCCGCUGUGCCCACGCCUCUUUCGACUCUUCACGGUGCUGGCCCUCGGCAGCGUGACGCAGGCCACCCUGCUGAGCAGGCAUACACCUAGCAUCCAGGCGUGGCUUGAGCGAUUUCCCUCUGUGGAGCAGGUGGGCAUUCUGGGGAAAGCCCUGGUGCAGGCCUCAGUAGAGGCCUGGGAGGCGGUGUGCCGCCGCUUCAUGCCUUCGCCCCUCCACCCACACUACCGUUUUUCCCUGCACUCUGUGAGCCAUCUUCUGGGAAGCCUGCAGCUACUGCCUAGCAAAGUGGGCUCGCAAGUCUUUGAAGACUGUUUCUACGACAAGGAGCACUUGUAUCGGGUGUCAGGGUUGCAGGGCACUUGCCUCACUAUUAUGAUGACCAUGCGCUGCGUUGUACGCCUUUGGUUGCAUGAGGCACAGAGAACUUUUUGUGAUCGGCUGGACAGCCCCAGGGAACGCUCUGAUUGUGCCAAUCUGCUCCUAGAAAUAGCUCAACGUGUCUUCUGCCAUGGGCCAGGGCGCCAGCCCUUGGGCAAGGACCAUAAGGAAGAGGAGGAGGAGGAGGAGGAGACGGUACCUGAAGUAGAAUCUGAGGGAGAGUUGGCCCAAUGGGAAAACAUGAGCAACAGCAACAGCGAAACAGAGGAGGAAGAGGACCCUUACGGCCUUCAGGCCACCCCAAGCUCAUACUCCACUGAUCCGAGUCUAGCACCAUCCAUAAAGACAGUAAGCCUGGAGCCCAUGGAAAGCAUAAGUCACAAGGCGGAGCAGGAAGAAAGCAGAAGGGCUUCCAGCUGUAAGCUCCAGUCAGAGGAAUCCAACAUUUGGUGGCAGAAGGCAGGCCCGAUGGACAUGGUCACACCCCUGUUGCUACCAGUGCUACUACUCCGUCCCAAGGAAAAGCCCUCAGACCUGGUCUUCUGUCAGGAGCUGAUACUUGGGUCCAAUUCUGAGGGGCCUAAUUUGUAUCUAGAAAGACAGUGGGUGCGCUUGGAAAAACAGCUGGCCACGUCAGCUGCUCAGCUGCGACUCAGCCCCCACCUUGUCCGGAUCCGCCCCCUGGCCCAGCAUGUGGCCCGCCUGGUCCGGGUGCUGUCCAGGCCCCGCCAGCAUGGCCUACUGCUCUCAGGGGCUCUGGGUACUGGGCGCCGUACUGCUAUCACUCUGGCCACUAGCAUCUGUCAGGCUCACCUCUUCCAUCUGCCAACUGGGCCCGAGGAGGCCAUUCUCCGGUGUCUACGAGAUGCCAGCUGGGAUGCUGGAAUGUUAAGCCACCCGGUGGCCCUGCUGGUGCCCAAGAGUGUGGAUCUCACUACUCUUUAUCGGCUGGCAGCCCUGGCAUCUGUAGGCAACUUCCCUGAGCAGUACACAGAGGCAGAUUUGGACAGCAUCGAAGAACAUCUCCCCAGGGAGAACCUUGGUAUCAAAUACAACACGAAGAAGGAAAUCGUGUUGCAAAGGUUCUACCAGCAAGUAUGUAGCCACUUGCACAUGUUUUUCUUGAUGGGAGAUGACCAGGCCCAAAAGAAGCUGCCCUCCACCUUUUUUCUGAGGCUCCUUCAACUAGCCACUGCCAGCAUUGACCACUACGAAUCUUGGGACCAAGCUUCCCUGGUGAGAGUGGCCCAGUACCACCUGGAGGGUGCUGAAAGCCUACCCCUUGAUGACGGAUCCUUCAAGUGCCCAGACCUCCAGGCCUCAAUUCCUAGUGUGGCUAAAGCCAUGGCUCUCAUCCACCUUUCUGCUGCCUACUACCAUGAGCACUUGUGCCCUGUAUUGCCUCUUGUCACCCCCAAGACCUUCUUAGACUUCUUGGAUACUUUCCUGCUGCUGCAGCAAAAGAUGAUCCUGAAGAUGAAAAAUAGAGCAAAGAUGAUCCAGAACGCCCUGGAGAAUCUGCGAAUUCUGGUUGAGCAGCACAGGGUCCGCACCACCCUGGUCAUCAACUUGGAGCACCAACUAAAAGACUCCCAGAAGAACCUCAACCAAGCUCAGCAGCAGCUAGAGCAGAGCAAGCUCCUGUACAAGCAGCAGCUGUCAGAGUGUCGACACCAGGAGAACCUCACUGAGAACCUGGCCAAGCAGCGGGAUGCCCUGCAGGCUCAGCACGAGGCUUUCCUCGACCAGAUGGGCAAGGCGUUUCUGGGUCCCCUGAGCCAGCUGCAGGUGGCUGACUUUGAAGAGAUACGGAGCUAUCGAGCACCACCCGAAUCUGUAGUGCGGGUGACUGAUGCGCUAUGUGAGCUGUUCCACCGUGAAACCGGCUGGGCCAGUGCCAAGCAGCUUUUAUGCACUGAAGAUUUUUAUCAGGAGCUGGUGUUCUUCCCCAAGGAGAAGAUGACAGACUUGGAGCUGGUCAGGUUGAACCAAGCUCUGAAGGCCCCGGGUAUGAGCGACGCAGCCCUGAGGGCAGUCAGCGUGCCUGCAGCGAGCCUGGCGACCUGGCUGUGGGCCGUUCUGCGCUACAGGCUGGCACAGCACCGGGGACUGCCCACGGGCCUACUGCUGCGGCAGGUGGAGGCAACCCUGGCUCGGGAGCAGGCCCGCCUAGGCCACUACCAGCUGCAGGCCCAGGAGAAGCUGGAGGAUAUUUUGACCUGGACUAAGAAGGUGCAGGAUGCCCACGCUGCCCACAGAUGUAUGCUGGGCACGCUCACUCUGGCACAGCAUGGCCGUUAUCAAAAGUGGACCGUGAGGCCUGCACUGAUCACACCCAUACACACUUGGACUAUGCAGCUCCAGGUAACGGCCCCUCCCAGCCAUCUCCCUCCUGGUUCAUUUACACCCCAGCAGUGCUCACAAUUCCUGCACCCAGCUCUCCUCACCACCCUACUGGCCUGCAUACCCUGCCUUGCUGUCUCUCGCGAGACCCUCUUCCUGUCUGCCCUCCCAGCCUACAUACUUCUGCUCUCCCCUCCACGCCAGAAUUUGAAGGGACACUGCCUGACCGUGUUUGGAGAUGCUCUUGUGUGUUCAGCUGCUAUUGUCUACCUGGGUCCCUUCCCACCACCACGGCGCCAGGAGCUCCUGGACAAGUGGCUGGCCCUGUGCAGGGGUUUUCAGGAGGCCCUGGGCCCAGAUGAUGUGGCACAGGCGCUGAAGCAAAAGCAGAAGUCUGGCAUCGUCGUGCCACCAAAGACCCCCCUGCUGCCCACACGCUUACCCUUCAGAAUUCUGUCCUUGCUGAGCUGUAGUUCUGAACAGAACCGGUGGGACCGGGACCUGAAGCCCCAGGUGAAGUCGGCUCGCCUGGCAGGGCUGCUCCUGCGAAGCUGCACCCACUACCAUAGUUGCCGUUGGCCUCUGCUGCUUGACCCCAGCAACCAGGCCCUCAUGUGGCUGAGCCCGCUGCCUCUGGAAGAGAACAGUUGCUUGGCUUCAGCCCCCAUGGAGGGCGGAGGGAAUGGCCUCAUGGGGAAUCCAAACAGAGAGAACAAAGAGGAGCCCAUGGGAGGAGGCGAUGAUAAUGGAGAGAGAAACGAAGCUAAAGAGCAGGCCCAAGCACAGAAGGCAAAGGAACAGGAGAAUGAGGAGGAGAAGGAAGAGCACAAGGGGGAAGAGGAAAAGGAGGAAGAGGAAAAGGAGGAAGAGGAGAAAGAGCACGAGGCAGAGAGUCAGGGGUCAAAACCUGCCUGUGAGACCCCGUCUCCGCCUCUUCUCUGCCUCAGUGUGCUCUCAGGCACUGACCCAAAGUUGGGUCCUCGGCUCAGGGAGGCAGCUGCCAGUGGCCAGCCCGUGCUCCUGACUAACAUGGAGCUGGGCCUCGGGUGCCCAGAACUGCAGUGGCUGCUGCAGCGGGAGCAGCUGAGUCCACCGCACGUGCAGCCUGGCUUCUGCCUCUAUCUGAGCACGACCCUGCCCCUCCAUGCCCUGGAAAAAGUGCUAGGUUGUGAACUGCUGAAGGGGCUGAAUGUCCUGGAUCUGGGCCUAAACUUGGAAGUACUAGAAAACCAGGUGCUACAUGAAGUCAUGCACAGAGAGUGUCCUGAGCUUGAGAUCCGCUGGGAGGACCUAAAGACCAGAGCCCUGGAUGCCUGCGAAGCCAUAGAGGCUGCUGAGGAACAGUUGCUGACGAUGCUGCUGUUCCAGAACCCACUGCAUGAGAAACCCACCAAGUUUAUGCGGGACAUUGUGAGAGCCCAGGCAAAGAUCUGUCAGAUGCAGGCCCAUUAUGAGGAGCUGAAAGAACAGAAGCUGCAGGAGGUGGUAUUGUGGGUACCCUACCAGCAGGUGGUUUGGCAUGGAAUAGCCAUAGUAAAGACCCUAAGCACUCUGCAGAACUCGCUGCCCUUUUUCCAUAUGAGUGCAGAAAACUGGCUGGCAGCAAUCAGGCAAGCUCUGGACAGCAUGAAGCCGCAUGAUAUCCAGCACAGGGAGGACCUGGCCAGCCAUCUGCUGCAGCUGAAAGCACACCUGACCCGCCAGCUGCUGGGCAUUACCUUGACUGCACUAGGACUAACCCAAGUGCCCUUGGUGGGUGCCUUGGGUGCUUUGGCUCUGCUGCAAGUGACAGAGAAUGCACCAAAGCUGGAGAGGCUGGCACUCUGGCCUGGACUGGCAGCCUCUCCCAGCACAGGCUACCAGAAGCCAGACCCAGGUGUGGUGCGGCCAGCCUGGCUCACACCGAGAGCCUGGCACGAAUGUGGGAUAUUAGAAGUGCUGCCCCCGUUUGUUGGGCUGCGUGCCUCCCUGGCAGACCGCUCCAAGGUUUGGCAGGAUUACCUGUCACUGCAUUCCACAGUGCUGGGUCCUGCACCUGGGCCCAGCUCUGAACCACUCAGCCUCCUCCAGAAGUUGAUCCUGUGGCGUGUGCUACGGCCCGAGAGCCUAGCAGGUGCCCUAGCAGACCUUACCACCAGCCUCCUGGGCCGGCCUCUGGAUGAGAACCUGGGUAUCCCCACCUUGCCCUUUGAACAGAGUCAGGCUACUCAGCCCAUUCUGAUCUUGUUGCCACCGCCUGGCCACCCCACAACCACCCUCCAUCCUCUGACUGUUAUCCAGAAACAGGCUGCCUCAAAUAAGCAGGGGCAAAAUCAUCUGCAGGUGAUAGCCCUGGGCUCAGAGGCCUGGAACCCAGUCUCGGAUGUGGUCAGCACCCUAAACCAGGCCAUGUUGGAGGGGCACUGGUUGGUGCUGGAUAACUGUCAUCUGAUGUCCCACUGGCCAAGAGAGCUACUGCAGCCCUUGCUGGGGCUGUUGGAUGGAGCCAAGGUGGUCUCGGACCAGGAACAGGCUUUGCUUUUAGCUCAAGCUGAAAGCAGGAAUGCUGCCACCGUCCAUAGAGAUUUCCGUCUUUGGCUUAUUGCAUCUGCAGAGGCCAGUGCUUCCUUGCCAGCUGUGCUGAGUCAGCACUGCAUGCCUGUUUUCUGGGACCAGUCCCUGGAGCUGGGUCACAUCUUGAUCCACAGUCUGGAGCUGGCCCAGCAAGGAUCCCACAUGCAGUCCCCUACCCAGGCACUGCCUCUGCUGCUCCUGCAUGGGCUCCUGCUGCACCGGCAGCUCUACGCAGCGAGGUUGCAGGCACACCGGGGGCGCUGGAGUCAUUUGACCCUGACCCAGGCCCUGGAGACCCAAGAGCAGCUGUGGGCUAGUCUCAGCAAUCCAAGCACUGCCAUGCAAGAGCUGGCUGCUUCAGUUUUCUAUGGGGGAUCUCUGGGGGACACCAAGGACAGAGAGGCCCUGAUUAGCCUCACCCAAGCCUGCCUGCGCCCCAGGAGCCAUAGCUGGGUCCAACCACACACACCUCAGUAUCUGCUGGCCACCCUGAUGCCCAGCCCAGAUCUGGGGAAGCUGGAUGCUAUGGCAGAAUGCAAGGCCCAGAUGCACCUCCUGCCCACACCGUCUGAACCCCAGACCUGUGGACUGAGUGAGGGCCCUCAGGCCUGGCUGUUGCGGCGCCAGAGUCUCACGCUCCUGCGCGUGCUCCAGCAGAGUUCAACCACGUGGGUUCCUGCCGCUCGCGGAGGUGCCAGGCGCACGGAAAGGCGGCUGUGGCAGCGCCUGGUGCAAGCCAAGCAGAAGCUGGAGUCAUUGCAGGCCCUGCUCAGCAACCACACCCGCCGAGACCCGUCCUCGGCGGUGCGGGGGCGCGGCACUAGGCGGCCUCUGGAGGACUUCCUAGAGGCCGAAGCGCUGGAACUGAGUCAGCUGGUGGGUACACUGCAGCGCGACCUCGACUGUCAGUUGCGGCAGCUGAAGGGUGAGCCCCCUUGCCCCUCCCACCGCUGCGCCGCGGUGGCCCACGCUCUCUGGACUGGCCGCCUACCCGCGCCUUGGCGACCUCAUGCGCCCUCUGGCCCGCAGCCGCCCUGGCAAUGGCUGCGACAGCUCUCGAGCCGUGGGGAGCUGUUGGUUAGUUACCUGGGCGCCAACGCAGGCACCGAAGUAUCAGAGCGCGUCUUCCACCUGUCCGCCUUUCGGCACCCGCGCCGCCUGCUGCUAGCACUGCGUUGGGAGGCUGCCCUGGAGCAGCGCCUGUCCAACUUGAAAUUUCCGGGCAGCGAAGGCCCCAGCUCCUGUCCUGUCCCGCACAGACAUCGGGAACUGAGCGGCAGCCCUCUGCACCUCCGGGUGGAGAAUGGCCCGAGUCCCAUGGUUCCAGAGACAGGGCUGCUGCUGGUAGGACUGCAGCUCCUGCAUGCCAAGUGGGACCCGGCAGCUGGGGCCUUGCAGGACUGUGCAUCCAGCCAGCCCAGCCCUCUGCCGCCUGUCAGCGUCAGCGCGCGCGCCCAGCGCGCCGGUGUCCUGUCAAGGGCGGCUGGUCCGGCUGUGUACUCCUGCCCCGUGUACCGGGCAGGGCCCCUCGGCGGCACUAAGCUGCACAGCAGGAACAUCCUGAUGCAUAUUCCUCUACCCACGAAACUCAGCCUGGCCGCCUGCGUCCAGCGGAGGGUCCAUGUGUGCAGCCCACCCCUGCCCUGAGCUCUCUACCGAAAUAAAAUUGUGAUUCCGUGAA